AUAACAUUUUGGUAAGAGAAAAUGAUACAUGAAGACUAUAGCCUAAAGGCUAAAAUGAAGAGGUUCUUGAACCAAGACGAUCCUGAACACUCUGAGAGUAAUUUUUCCCAAAAUAGCCGUCAGAAUAACUCCCAGGAACCAAGGAAACCAAAGCCAGCCUUUCCCAAUAUCAAUUACCUAAGAGAUCAGAAACAAAGCCCCCGAGGUUCUAGUAUGAAAUAAUGAAAUCCGAAAUGACAUUCCAUUAACGGUGAAUCGUAAUACAAAGGCUAAACGCACACUAGACAAAAGAAGGAAAACUGGUUGAAACAAUCAACAUUCUUCGCUGAAUAACAAAGUUACAAGGAUCAUCAAGUGUGAUCUGAUCAGGGAGCCCAGGGGUAGAGAAGAAGGAGUUGUUUACAGUCAAGGAAGAGUUGAAAGAGAGUCAACAGUCAGCCCUGUUAUAAAAUCAAUCAGCGAAUUUGACUAUGACAAUCCUCUUUCUGAGAGACAGCAUCGUAAUAGAGGCAAGUCUGAGAUCUCUAAGCAUACUGAAGGGCCUAAUAUUUUAUUCAAACUAGGAAAUCUAGACGAAGCAUUGCUAAAAGCUCAAACAUUGUUAGAUAAUAAGCCUAAAGAUGAGAAUUAUCUCUAUCUUAAAGGGAGGGUUCUAGAAAAAUUAAACAGAGAAAACGAAGCAGAGACUUGCUUCCAAGAAGCCCUUGAAGUCAAUCCAAAAUUCUCUCAAGCAGCAUUUUAUUUAGCAGCAAUUGAAAAUAAAAGAGGAAAUUUUGAAAAAUCUAUUGAUUUGUACAAUUAUGCUUUAUCUAAAGAUCAAAUACCUGUUGGAAAUUAUAAAAAUAAUGCUCCAAUACUACCUACAAAUCUUAAGAAAGAUGUAGGAAGUACUUUAAAACAUGCUAAUUUUUGUCUAAGACCAAGCCUUGCUGAUUCUCUCAAGCCAGGAAUCACUAAUAUUAGCAAUAAUAAGCUUAAAUCAUAUGAGAAAAUUACAAAUUUUUCUACUACUAUGAACCAAAAGAAGCUCACUCGACAUAAGAGGAUUAGCCACCCAGAUCCUAAAAUUCAUAAAUCCGGAAAAAAACCAAAGAAUUUAUCUCCAAAAAGCACGGCCAGAACCAAAACAAUGGAAAAUUCUCCAGUGCUUGAGCAGAAAAAGUCUGCCAAAGUAGGGAGACUCAGCAAAAAUAGAGUCAAAAAGCAUAAGAACAACUCAGAGAAUAACCAUAACAAGUACCCAGUUACUUUCUGCCCAUUAGGUAGCAGUCUGAAUAAAGCUGAGACAGUGAGUCUGUCCUCUGGAAACCAACCUACAACUAAUGUUCAGAGCUCACAAGAUGAGAAGACCUCCCUUUCUAGCAAAGCACUUACCAAGUCAACUCAAAAGACAAAGAAAACUAAAAAGAUGAAUUUUUCAGACAGAAUGCUAUCUUCAAAGCUGUAUUCGAUUAAAAGGCAGGAAAUCUUCUUGUAUAAUAAACAAGGAAAGCAGAAGAAUGCUCCAAAGUCUCAAAACUCAAGCUUAAGCACCAGUCGAGUCAAGAAGAGUAAACCACAGAAGGCUCCUUCAAGAUAUUUUAAGUCACCUAAGUACAGUGCUCAAGUGAAUCCAAAUCCGAAAAAUCAGCUUGCUACAUCAAAAGUUUAUAAAUAACUCUAAAAGUAGUUGGAAUUGCACCAAGCCUAGGCUAAGAGGAGCACUGAAAGUGGACUUGGCGGAUACCUCUGGUCGGAUGGUGAAUUCUUCUGAGAAAUCUGACAAGAAUACUAAGCCUUUCACUCUGUUCAAAGACUGAAGUGCAUCUAAAAACCAGAAAAUAAAUCUGAGGUAUCACAAUUCAACAAGUCAGAACGGGUCUGAGGUUGACUGAAGCGACACUUAUUCUAUUAUUCAAAAGCAUUUCAAUACUGAUAGGAAAUCAGUAUGCAAGACUCAAGCUAGGACAGAUCCCUUUGAAUCUCCUUUUACAAGUCUUCAGAAUAACAGAUUUGAUAUUGAUUUGAGUAAGGCUAAUAUUGCAGCAACAUGAGUAGAAAAGAAAAUCCAUACUGAAUCUAACUAUGCUCCUGGAAACCAUCAUACAGAGAUGGAUAGCGAGUCAUACACCCGAAACACUGACCUAAACUUCUCCAAAGUCUUACAUACAAAAUCUUCUGAGGCUUCCUUUACAGACCAGAACAUGCCUAAAAAGAGCGACGAUGUGAUCAUCAACUCCAAAAGUUACCAUCCUCGGCUAAAUCCACCUUCUAAAAUCCCACUGAAGGAUGAUCAAAGGGUGUCAAAUUUAUUAAAAUUAUAA
Moneuplotes crassus is the source of this 2303-nucleotide messenger RNA. The record is from the annotation of a GenBank genome assembly. Lineage: Eukaryota; Ciliophora; Spirotrichea; Euplotida; Euplotidae.